Messenger RNA from Ctenocephalides felis (cat flea), 1288 nucleotides. Its product is annotated as minor histocompatibility antigen H13. Gene Ontology annotation, cellular component: lumenal side of endoplasmic reticulum membrane; membrane; cytoplasmic side of endoplasmic reticulum membrane. Lineage: Eukaryota; Metazoa; Arthropoda; Insecta; Siphonaptera; Pulicidae. The transcript is spliced from 3 exons. Gene Ontology annotation, biological process: membrane protein proteolysis. The record is from RefSeq and is a predicted model, not a curated record. Gene Ontology annotation, molecular function: aspartic endopeptidase activity, intramembrane cleaving. Bases 86 to 1195 code for a protein of 369 amino acids.
GACACAAUCUCUGCUUCAAUAUAUUUCAAUGACGUUUACAAAAAGUUCACGCUUGUAGUCCCGGUUGAUUUUUAAAUAGGUGACGAUGGCAGAAGUCGAAGAUAUUGCGAACUUAAGUGAAAACAUAAUCAAAAAUGUGAAUCAAACCACGACAAAAACUUCCACGCCGGAGGGAAUGGCAAUCGCAUAUGGUAGUCUGGUUGUUAUGGCCCUAUUGCCAAUAUUUUUUGGGGCUUUUAGAUCGGUCAAACACCAUACUGAGCAAAAGAGAAAUUCACAAGAAACGGGAGAAAAACCUGAAGCAAUGACAACAAAAGAGGCUAUGAUGUUUCCUGUGAUAGCCUCAUUAGCUUUGUUGGGUCUUUACAUAUUCUUCCAAUUAUUCUCCAAAGAAUACAUAAAUCAACUCUUAACCGGAUAUUUCUUCUUCCUGGGCAUACUGGCCUUAAGUCAUCUCAUGAGCCCUGUUAUAGGUUCAUUAGUUCCUGCGGCAAUUCCAAAAAUUCCUUUUCACAUUCAUUGUUCUCGUGGAGAAGGUGCACAGAAAGAAGACUUUAUCAAUUACAAAUUUUCUUCACAUGAUAUUGUGUGUUUGUUGGUAUCAUCAGUCAUUGGCGGCUGGUAUUUAUUGAAAAAACAUUGGAUAGCCAAUAAUUUAUUUGGAAUUGCCUUUGCAAUUAAUGGAGUGGAAUUAUUGCACUUAAAUAAUGUAGUCACGGGUUGUAUUUUACUAGGAGGUUUGUUUUUCUAUGACAUAUUCUGGGUGUUUGGUACCAAUGUUAUGGUUACUGUGGCAAAGUCAUUUGAAGCUCCAAUAAAGUUAGUAUUUCCACAAGAUUUAUUAAGCAAUGGACUAAAUGCAUCUAAUUUUGCAAUGCUAGGGUUAGGUGAUAUUGUAGUUCCAGGAAUUUUUAUAGCCCUUUUGCUUCGAUUUGAUAAAAGUUUGAAGCGAGACACAAAUACAUACUUUUAUGCAACAUUCGCCGCCUACUUCUUUGGUUUGUUAGCCACUAUUUUUGUUAUGCAUGUUUUCAAACAUGCGCAACCUGCAUUGUUAUACUUGGUGCCAGCAUGUAUGGGGACUCCAUUGGCAUUAGCAUUGGUGAAAGGGGAUAUUAAAGCAUUGUUUAAUUAUGAAGACCAUCCAUCAGAUGAAAAAAAUGAAAAACAAGAGAAAAAGAAAAAAUCUCAAUAAAUAAAAUUGAUUUAAUUACUUUUGCAAGCCAUUUUUUUAUUUACUAAUUCAAGAUAGAAAGACGACAAGAUACAGUAUCACGCAGAAAAAUAU